GGCAGAUUCAAGAUUCAGCCAUGUAGGCUAUUCUCGUUAUUGGUUCUAUGUCAUCUAUCCCUGGUUGAGUUCUGCGGGCAUGGGCACAAUAACGUCCCCCAGUGCUGCCCGUUCACGUCGUGUCGCGUCUCUAGGUGGCUACGGUGGGCCUAGUGAUGUCACCACAGCUCUCAAAAUCAUCGGAGAUCAUGUAGGAGGACUUGCCAUGAAAGUGGCUAUGAGGCUGUUAGGAGAGGACUGGAUCACAUCUCUCAUGAGAUCUCGCGUUAUGAGAGCAGCUACAUGGCUGAUCGCAGAGGGCCAGCGGAUCGGAUGUCAGAUGAUAUCUCCCCUUUUGAGAGCAGCUACAUGGCUGUACGAAGUGGACCAGCGGAUCUCAUCUUCCAUAGGAUCUCAUUUUAUGAGAGCAGCUACACGGCUGUUCGGAGAGGAGCGGAUCGCAUCUCUCAUGAGAUCUUAUGCAUCUGUCAAUCUCCAGUGUUAUAUCGUCCGGAGCCUGGGUCGGAAUUUUAAUCCGUGGUUACAGUGCGACGCUGCUGGAGGGAGGGAGGGAGAUCACAGCUUUCGUUGGAGGUCAUAGUGGAAUGUUGCUAGGGGGGAUACAUUGUCUGGGUUGGAAUUUUUUGUUUC
Messenger RNA from Suillus clintonianus, 630 nucleotides. RefSeq lists its product as uncharacterized. The record is from RefSeq and is a predicted model, not a curated record. Lineage: Eukaryota; Fungi; Basidiomycota; Agaricomycetes; Boletales; Suillaceae. The coding region runs from base 80 to 580 and encodes 166 amino acids. The transcript is spliced from 2 exons.